Messenger RNA from Gadus morhua (Atlantic cod), 1351 nucleotides. RefSeq names its product forkhead box K2b (gene foxk2b). The record is from RefSeq and is a predicted model, not a curated record. NCBI's taxonomy places the organism in Eukaryota, Metazoa, Chordata, Actinopteri, Gadiformes, Gadidae. Gene Ontology annotation, biological process: regulation of transcription by RNA polymerase II. Gene Ontology annotation, molecular function: DNA-binding transcription factor activity, RNA polymerase II-specific; RNA polymerase II cis-regulatory region sequence-specific DNA binding; protein binding.
UGCUGAGUGGAGUGUCACUCGAGGGCUUGUCCGCCUCUCGCGUUGUUUGGUCGGGUCUUGCCUUUCUCUCGGCGGUGGGUCGGAGCCGCUGGCCUCGCAACGUUUUCUGUUUUCAAUUCGAUGCCUUGGUUGUAAAAUACGCUUUAUGAACGGUAGCACACAGGCUUCCACACAGCGUUCCUACACGUUUAAUAUCCUUUCUCGGUGUUUUUGCAUCCGUGACCGUUAAAUCGCGGCGAGAUGGCGGUGGUGAGCGGGUCGUCCGGGCCGGUCGCCCGGCUCGAGGGCCGAGAAUUCGAGUACGUGAUGAAGAAGCGGUCGGUGACCAUCGGACGGAACUCUUCGCAGGGCUCCGUGGACGUCAGCAUGGGCCACUCCAGCUUCAUAUCGCGGCGGCACCUGGAGAUAUUCACAGUGACCGACGACGGGCCGGGCGGCGACUUCUACCUGCGGUGUCUGGGCAAAAACGGCGUGUUUGUGGACGGAGUGUUCCUGAGACGCGGCGCCCCCCCUCUGCAGCUCCCACGGGCGUGUACGUUCCGCUUCCCCAGCACCAACAUAAAGAUCAGCUUCACUGCGUUGUCCAGCGGCAAGAAGACGAAGAGGGAGGCGCCCGAGUCCCCCGUGAAGCCGGCCCAGCCGCACAUCGCCCCACUGACCAUAAACAUCCCGGACAACAUCGCCCACCUCAUGAGCCCCCUGCCCUCGCCCACGGGCACAAUCAGGUAACACCCCUACCCUACCUACGCCAAACAAACGGUCGGUCAGUCAGUUUGUUAAAUAGUCACCCAGACAGUUUGUUACAUAGGCACCAAGCAAAUUGGUUAAACAGUUGGUCCAUGGUGCCAGGGGUCCAGAAUUGAAUCUUCUAUGUUGGUCUGGAUUCGAGAAAAUGACAUGUUUUAAGUGGAGAUAUUCCAGGAAGAACCACAGCCACAAAUAACAGCAGCAUUGACAAACAGGAACCAAGCUAACGCAACAUCAAAAGUCAAAAACAAACAUCUCAGACAGGUGUUUUAAGAAUAUUAAAGAAACAAACAGACAUUUUACUGUGGUCUGAUCUAAUGGAAUGGAACAUAUUUAGGACAAUCUGAUGUCUCUCACCACCACCCAAGACAUGCACAUGAGUUCACCUCAUUAUCCAAUAUUUCACUGCCAUCCCUUUGCUCAAUAGAAUCCAAAAAAGGGUCCCCAAGCCUUUUCAAAAGUGUCUUGUUUACCAAAUAACAAUGUAUUCUAUCCUUCCCAUAUUAUGCCUGUUCACACUUUUCCAAGCAAGAGUUAUGAAGCGCUUUGCUUGCAACAAGUACAUAUCUAAAAGUGUUGGUACUUUUAUAGUUUAGGAUUGAUU